AUGAUAGUGAGAUCUGCCUUUUGCAAGGCGUCUUCAGCUCGGCCUCUUCGAACCCGACCCUCGAAGCAGGGUCGUGUGAAUGCUGGCCUCAAACCACCAGUCAUCUACCUCUACGGACACCGUCCGUCGAGACAAAUGAUUGGCUGGCGAGUGGGCAAAAGAGGGAGGGCCAAUUCGAGGAAUAAAAUGCAUGCUCAUGAAGAGAAGCUGGCUUUCGAAGAAUCCCUUACUUCAUUGAUACUGGAAUACCUUUUAUUUCUUUUGAGAAGGUGGGUUGAAGAAUUCGUAAAUUGGCUUCUUUGGACACCGACGGAGGGUUGCAUUGAACUUUUGACUGUUGAAUUGUGCUAA
Protopolystoma xenopodis is the source of this 351-nucleotide messenger RNA. NCBI's taxonomy places the organism in Eukaryota, Metazoa, Platyhelminthes, Monogenea, Polystomatidea, Polystomatidae. The record is from the annotation of a GenBank genome assembly.